GGCAUUCUCAGGGCUGGGGAUCUCUCCUCUUUGGGUAAAUAGAAGGCACGACCUUCGACUCCGGUGAUUGGCCUCGAUAGUACUUGGGACAAGCGUCCUCGCCGGAGAUGUCACCGACGACGAAGAACCCUUCCUCCGAUCACUCCCCCGACGGAACCGAACUCACUGUCGAGGUGGCGGGGGCUACGGAGGAGCCCCAGUACGACUGGCGACGCGCCGCGAUCGAGGGCGGCUCCCUCCGCCACGUUGACCUCAACACCGGAUCCAACGGCUGGGCCUCCCCUCCCGGCGAUCUCUUCCACCUCCGAGGCCCCAAUUAUUUCUCCAGGCGCCAGAAGAUCCCUUCCGACGACUGGCUCCUCAAGCCCGCCGGCAUGGAUUGGCUCCGAUCCGCCUCCCGCCUCGACGACGUCCUGGGUCGCCCCGACAACCGCAUCGCCUCCGCCCUCCGCCGCGCGCACUCCCUCGGGCAGUCCGGUAAGGCCUUCCUCUUCGCCGUCAACAUCCAGGUUCCCGGCCGCGAGUGCCACUCCGCCGUCUUCUACUUCGUAGCGGAGGAUCCCAUCCCGCCCGGAUCCCUCUUCUACCGAUUCGUCCACGGCGACGACGCCUUCCGGAACGCGCGGUUCAAGAUCGUGAACCGGAUCGUGAAGGGGCCGUGGAUCGUGAGGACCGCGGUCGGGAACCACGCCGCCUGCCUCCUCGGGAAGGCGCUCACUUGCAACUACCACCGGGGGGAGAACUACCUGGAGAUCGAUGUUGACGUCGGGAGCUCCUCCCUCGCUAACGCCAUCCUCCGCCUCGCCCUGGGCUUCGUCACGGCGGUUACCAUAGACAUGGGGUUUCUGGUGGAAGCCCAGUCGGAGGAAGAACUGCCCGAGCGGCUCCUCGGCGCGGUCAGGGUGUCACAGAUGGAGAUGAGUUCGGCCACCUACGUCGAGACUCGGCCCAGGGCAGCAGAGACUGCUGGUAAAGGAGGGUUCCGGGGGCAGGCCAAGGUCAACCAUCACAACGAUCUGUCAAGGUCCGGAGAUGGCAAUGGCUGUGGCAAAGCUCAAGGUUGAGAAAAGGUGAAUGUUUUUACAGCUGAUGUGCUCCUUUUAGGAGAAAAUAGUUUAAACUUGAGGGUAUUAUGAUAUCUUCUUCUCUGUUCAAAUGCAUCAUCCUAUUGGUAACUUCUAAUAUUCAACAAGAGAGAACAGGAGGAUAUUUCAGUGCUGAAUCUACAAUAGAAAGUUAUUGUUUCAUUGAA
Zingiber officinale is the source of this 1252-nucleotide messenger RNA. RefSeq names its product protein ENHANCED DISEASE RESISTANCE 2-like. The coding region runs from base 108 to 1064 and encodes 318 amino acids. The record is from RefSeq and is a predicted model, not a curated record. Lineage: Eukaryota; Viridiplantae; Streptophyta; Magnoliopsida; Zingiberales; Zingiberaceae. The transcript has a single exon.